Messenger RNA from Chaetomium fimeti, 1377 nucleotides. Its product is annotated as Rhodanese-like domain-containing protein. Lineage: Eukaryota; Fungi; Ascomycota; Sordariomycetes; Sordariales; Chaetomiaceae. The record is from RefSeq and is a predicted model, not a curated record. Bases 1 to 1377 code for a protein of 458 amino acids. Gene Ontology annotation, cellular component: cytoplasm; nucleus. Gene Ontology annotation, biological process: positive regulation of G2/M transition of mitotic cell cycle; positive regulation of G2/MI transition of meiotic cell cycle; G2/M transition of mitotic cell cycle. Gene Ontology annotation, molecular function: protein tyrosine phosphatase activity. The transcript is spliced from 3 exons.
AUGAUGGAUGCACUCGACGGUCGUGGUUACGUGACCACGCCACCCCUUCCGACUUCGUCCCCCGGCUGUGUCGACAUGAUGGAUAUGUCGCCGUUGCCGCACAAGGUUCCCUUCGUGGCCCACGUUGAGCUUCCUUCCCCGACCCCUGGCUCCGAUGAGAUUAUGGCGGAAACACCCGUCCCGCGUUCCGCCUCCCUACAGCCUUCGAAGUCUCUCGCCGGCGAGCGGAGGAGAAUUGGUCUCAGGCGGCCAUCUCUCACCCGUGCCAAAGGCCUUAGUGCUAUUGGCACGAUGGGCCGGUCACAGGGCGAGAACCAGCCCCCACCAUUCCGGUUUGGGGCCGGAGGGGAUGGCCAGCUUGGUUCUUCUCCCUCCUCGUCCCUGUCGUUGAGCGAAUGCUUCGAGGACUCACCCCCGCAGGCGCGACGCCCGAAGAGCGCCAACAGCCCGUGUGCUCCCAUGGCCGUCACCCGCCCCAGGGCGCACUUCAACAGUCUCAAUGGUUCGAGCGGCGUGCGCAACGGAUCCCCCAUCACCAGCCAAGGGCGGAGAACGGCGAAUCCUUUCCUGCGUCCGCGGAAACAGUAUCGGCGCUCUUUGAGCAUGUUUGAAAACGCUGGGGAUGUUGUGGGGCCAAAGAAAGAGGGACCGGCGUUUGCCUGCACGGCACUGCAGUCGGUCAUGGACCUCGAGGAACAAAACGAACCCGUCCUGCCGCACUUCUUCCCAGAGGACGAGUGCGAUAACAUCCCGCGCAUCACACGUGAAACGAUGCUGGAGGUGCUGGAUGGGAAGUACAGCGACAACUUUGAGCACAAGAUGAUUGUCGACUGCCGGUUCGAGUACGAGUACGAAGGAGGCCACAUUGAUGGCGCCAUCAACUACAACGAUAAAGAGCUGCUGGCGAGUCAGUUGGUCGACAACCCGAUGCAGGGCCGGACGCUGCUCAUCUUUCACUGCGAGUACUCGGCACACCGGGCUCCGAUCAUGGCCCGCCAUAUCCGCGCCCGGGACCGGAAUGAGAACGCGGCCCACUACCCCAAGCUCUUUUACCCCGAAAUCUACAUCUUGGAUGGCGGGUACAGCGGGUUUUUCGCUGACCAUCGCGAGCGCUGCUACCCUCAAGCCUACGUCGAGAUGAACGCCGUUGAGCAUGUUAACACCUGCGAGCGGGAGAUGAACCGCCUGCGCCAGAACCGCAGGGGCCUGGGUCGCGCGCAAACCUACGCCUUUGGGCAGCAGGACCCAGGGCUGCAGGAUUCGCCGACCGCACCAGCGCGCGUCAACUCUCGCGAUCGUGAUAUUUCGAGUGUGCUCGCAGCAUCCCCCAGCCUUUGCCCCGAACGCGGGCCUGCGAGGCGGAUGGUGUCCUAUUAA